Salvelinus sp. IW2-2015 is the source of this 1698-nucleotide messenger RNA. Its product is annotated as probable pleckstrin homology domain-containing family N member 1. The record is from RefSeq and is a predicted model, not a curated record. Gene Ontology annotation, cellular component: cytoplasm; lamellipodium. Lineage: Eukaryota; Metazoa; Chordata; Actinopteri; Salmoniformes; Salmonidae. Gene Ontology annotation, biological process: lamellipodium assembly. Gene Ontology annotation, molecular function: guanyl-nucleotide exchange factor activity.
CUCUACAUAUCCCCCCUGUCUGGUCUUAGUGCGGUGCAGAAGUUGUGGGGAUGGGUGCAGAUGGAGGCAAAUGGUACAGUAUAGUUAGUGUGAGGACUAGGGACUGAGGGUGAAGGAAAGAGUUCUCUGUCUGUCUGGACUGGACUAGGCUGCAAGAGGAGAGGAGAGAGCUACCUGGUCAUGGGAUGCUGUAGUGUGACUCAGAGAGGAGCGCAUUCUGGGAUUGACGAGGUGGGCCCUGAUGAGAUCGAGCUUCUGGAGAUUGACAACUCAGGGAUAUGGACUCUAGGAGAGAGCAGGCUUCAGCUCUCUGUGAGGAAUGGAAAAGACGGUCCAACCUCUCGCUACCCUUCAGUGAGACACCUCGAUCAGGAGAUUGUGCUAUGGGGCAGGAGCAGAGAGGAGCUAUACCACAGCAUAUACAACCAGCCCAUCCGUGAUUGGGAGGGCCAGCCUGCACACAUGUAUGGAGAGAUAGUGCACUCCUCCCGUGUGUCUCUCCACAACAGCUACACACAGGAGACAAGUGAACACUAUCUGGUGCUGUUCUCCUUCCACUUAUUGAUCCUAUCUCUGGAUCCCUCUCAUCAAGAAUUUAUCUAUGAGGGCAUCCUGCCUCUCUCUGGACUGUCUUUCCAAGCCACCUCACUGGACUCCAACAAGCAACACAUAUUCCAGAUCAGUGGUCCAAUGGUGGACUCCAAAGUCUUCACCUGUGCCAGUGCAGCCGAGCUGAACAAAUGGAUACACCACAUGGAGGAGAGGAGAUACAAAUCCAUUAGCCAACCGCUAAACCCCUCCAGCUGUGCACUGUCUUACCUGGUACCCUGCGAUGAGAGCUGGAAGAAAGAGGAACUGAAAAAGUAUUUACUGCAAACCCCAAUAAGGCACUGGGAAGGGGCCCCCAUCCAGCACAUGGGCCAGCCAGGAUACAUAUCCAUGGUCCACAUCAUCAAUACACAGAGACAGGGACUUCAUGAGCGGCUACUCGUACUCUUCCCUCAAGAUGUCCUCCUGCUCUCUGUGGAUAACGAGCGCCUCAGUGUCAAAUAUGAGGGUAGAUUGUCUCGGAAAAGCAUCACAGCCGUGGAGAGGUCUGCAUUACCUGGGAGGCUGGAAUUUGAGUUAACAGGUGAACUGAUGGAGCCGCUGCAGGUAUCCUGCACCUGUCCUGAAGUCUAUCAGAACUGGAUCUUCCAGCUACAACAGCUGGAAAAAAACCUCCAAGCUACCUCAAAUCACACGGCUCCACCCCUCAUGCCGAAAAAACUGCGGAGCAGGAAGGAGUCCCAGGAACCAAUGACAGUAGCACAAGACUGAGACUCACUGGCCAAUGGCCUCACUCAAUAGAAGACUCAUGCCUCUUUUCAUCAAUAGACACUGAAAUUGUGGAUAGCAUGUACUGUAUACAGUGUAUAUGCAUACAUUAUUCAGUCUGGUACAAUGAAAUUAAGAGAUUCUGGUGAAAUUUCUUAUGCUGUAGGUUACUGUCUGUAGAACUCUGCUUCACUAGUGACAGUAAUAGCAAUGGAUAGGCUAAAUUGGGAGAAUAUUUUUAGUGCACUGAUCUUACAAUAUUUUUCGUCAAAUCGCUGUUUAAACCAAAAUAGAAAAUGUAGUGCUGUUCAUGACCUUUUCUAUUAUGUUGUUGUUGAUAAUGUAUGUACAAACUCAAUAAAAACGUUUUUUUCAUCACUA